GCAAACUUCAACAUCACUCACUGAUAACAAGAGUUGUGAUGCUGGAAGUUGGUAUCUAUCUGUCCGAAACGUACAAUCACUAGCAUCUGGUUGUCGCGUACGUUGGGUUAGGGUCAAAACGCUAAACACGUUCCUUCUAAGUAUUCUCAGCGAGAUGAUACUAAUCCUGGGAAAGAGAACCUAAUUCAUCUUGGUUGUAUCCCACACUGAACCGAUGCCCUGACAUUUAUUUCGAAAGAUGGUGUUUGUGCUGAAAAUCUAACGUUACACCUGUCGUUGAGCGGUAGUUCACUCAUUCAUCUCAACGGAUCGAGGACCGUGAAGCGCGCCUUGGCUCCCGGCGAGCUGGCAGCUCAAUCAUCAGAACGGAUGCGCUGGUGGACGUGCUUCGUGUUCGUAAUUCCGUAUACAUGCCUGGUUGAAGUUGAAUUGAGAUGCUCAUAAAUCGGCGAUGCACUCGGUGUUAAUGAUUUCAUCACCAACCUCAAAGGUUCUUGCCAUUAAAAGAGGCAUUAUUGCUGUAUAUUAAAGCAGAAUUUCUACGCUUUUUCCAUAAUUUACUUUGAAUUGAAGGAGUGAAGUGUCAGUCCGUCAGAGUCAGACAUCAUCAUUGACAUUGACUUUAUUAUUGCUGGAGCUGUAUUGCACUGGACAGUAAACUAUAUCGUCUAGACUCUAUAGUACUUGGUACAUGUUGUCAAUAGUUUUUUUUCUGAACUUCGACUUCAAGUUUAUGUCAUGUACAUGUAUUUCUCGUUCCGCAUGAAGGCAUCCUUCAGUCAGUUUUGAACUUAGCUACUGACAAUACCAGUUUCAUUCUUUUAGUUUUAUUUUAUUUGUUUAUUGCUUCAACAUGAUUAACCUGGCCUUGACUGUCAGUGAGUGUUCUUGCUGAAAUUGAAGUGGAGGGGAGAAUUAACAACAGAAUCUGAAGUAAAGACAAAGGUUAUACACCCAGAGUUUUGCUGAAGAUCCAUCUUUUGAUACAAUCAACCAUGAUGAUGAUCCCUUUACGAGCCUUGAUGCACUACAGGAGUGGAUUUUUUAUUUUGGUUUUUAUCUUCAUUUUAGCAGUGCUAUUCCUAGAGUUCCGAGUGCAAGAUAUUCAUGAUGAACAAGAUAAGCAACUCCGUGAUGCCCUGGACAACAGCCACAUGAGACACUUGCAGAAGGUCCCCACCCCUCUGGUAGCGGACGAACUCUAUCAGCAGAAGCCCAUGUACCCCUUGAUCAUCUACAACCGGGUGCCCAAGACUGGUAGUACGUCCUUCACCAGCCUGCCCUACACACUGUGUGAGACACUCAAGUACCAUGUGCUUCACGUCUGCACAGAGUAUCACCUCCAGGUGCUGUCCGUUCAAGACCAGAUCGGUAUAGUUAGGAAUAUCUCCAAUUGGUCAGCCAAGCAACCUGGCUUCUAUCAUGGUCACUUUGCAUACAUUGAUUUCCCAAGAUUUGGCUCGCACGUAAACCCAAUAUACAUCAACAUGGUACGUUCACCGCUAGACAGAUUUAUCUCCUAUUACUACUUUCUGAGGCAUGGGGAUGAUUUCAGACCAAGCCUAUCAAGACAUAGAGCGAGGAGUAACGAGACGCUUGAUGAAUGUGUUAUGAGACAAGGCUUUGACUGCGCACCAGAGCGCAUGUGGAUACAAGUACCUUUUUUCUGUGGGCACAACCCAGAAUGCUGGAAACCUGGCAGCAGAUGGGCCUUAGAACAAGCCAAGUCCAACGUCGUCAAUAAAUACUUCUUGGUCGGAGUAACAGAGCAUAUGGAGGAGUUUGUAGCGAUGCUAGAGGCCUCCCUUCCAUCAUUUUUUAAAGGAGCACAUCAUAUUUUUAUGAAAGGAGAAAAAUCUCACCUACGCAAGACAGUGCAAAAGCUCAAUCCUCUGCCUUACACGUUAGACACGCUCAAGAACAACGACGUUUGGACAGUGGAGGAUAAAUUUUACCGAUUUGUGCUGGAAACAUUUAGAACUAACGCGGCUCGCUCGCUGAUCAUAGAAAAGGACCAUUCCAUAAGGACAGUCAAACAACAGUUUUCUUUUGAAAAGAUUCGACCGUGGAAACGUUCUUCGAAUGGUUAGGAGCCGACCUUUGAGCUUGGAAAAAACUUUUUGUCUAUCAUCUGUUGGUACGAGAAGAGAGUUGGAGUCGGAUUCUAUAGUAUUUGUGUUUCCAAAGAGUUAAAUAUUACUUGUAAUGGAUGUACAUUUAUAUACUUAUGCAUACUGUUGAAAUAUAUGAUGUGUCUUUGAAAGGAGGAAAUAUUUGUUGGUAAAAAAGAUGAAGAUAUAAUUUUACGUCUUUCUGCCUUUUAGCUUUGAGGAUGUAUCGUCACUCAUUAUGAUGCAUUGGUAUUGUUAAGUAGUAUUUUAUUUUUAAAUGUGUUUUCUACUUUGAAAAUUUUUGAAUUUUCUUCCCAGAAUUGAUUCUGAUCCUAUAUAUGGGUCCCCUUUUUUCAAAGGACAUGUGCAUGUAUUUUGUAUGGGGUACAAUAUGACUGAUCAGAAACUAUUAAAAAGGGACAGUUAAGCUUGAUGCAAAAUCAUUCGUCAUUUUAUGUCUGAUGUUAAGUUGUCUUGGUUUGUAACUCAUCUGUUUAUGAAAAUAUUAGGUGAUGGUAGAAACUUCUGAUUGUUAUUGAUUAAAUAUCUUCAAUCACAAAAGUAGAAUUCUGACAAAAAAAUCGUCUGUCACUUCAUGUCAAAUGUAAAUCUGUCUUCAUUUGAAACUCAUCAUGCCAUGAAAACAGUGUAGACUAAUUAAAAACUUCCAUUUAUUGAUCAAUGAUCAAAAUAUCAAAUACAUUUAGUAUCAAGAUUAGAAUUUGAUGCAACCUCUGUUUUAUGUCUUCUGCAACUUUGCCUCCAUCAAUACAUCUUCUCCUGAUAAUAGUAAAAUCUUCCAUAUGUUAUUAAACAAUAAUUUCAAUCACAAAUGUAAAAUUCUAACUCAAUCCGCGUCUUCUAUGAAGUUUAUUUGAAAAUCGCAUUGUUUGCAAGCAUUGAUGAUAACAUUUCCAAAAUUGCAAGAGAAGAACUUUAUUGCAAUAACAAAUCUUAGUUUAUGUCUUCUAUUAAUUGUUCCAUUUGGAAAUCAUGUUGUUGUGAAAAAUUAUAUGAUGAUGAAAACUUCCAAAUAUUUCGAAUUGAUCACUCAAAUGGCAAAAUUAAAAAUUCUAUUGCAAGAACUCAAUUCAUGUCUCUUUUUAAUUUCUUGAGUUUAUUUCUCUAGUUUAAAAAUCAUAUUAUGAAACAGAUGACGAUGAAAAAAAACUUCCAAAUGUCAUUAAUAAUUCAGUCAGAAUAGCUAAAUUCUGAUGCAAAAAUGUUGUCUUCUGUAAAGUUGUCUUCACAUGAUCUUAAUAAUAGAACCUCCUUCCAUCAAAUUAGCGACUGAAAUGACUAAGCAAGUAGCUCUGAUAUUUGUGAAUAAACUUGUAUUAUGUAGAGUGUGCCAAAAGUUAUGAAACAUGCAAUAUAUUUGUUGAUAUUAAAUAAUUUGUGUCACAAGUUUGUUAUAUACAUUAACAUCAGUGUGCCUUUAUUUUUAUUCAUUUUUUUAAAACUAAGUUUAAAAAUUGUUUUGUUAUCUGUAAGAAAUAGUAAUAUACUCAUUAUUUUGUAUUUGGGCCAAGGGUGCACAAUUUUUGGGUUCGAUACUGUCCUUUUUUGAAGAUCAAAAUUAGUGAUGAAAUUUUCACGAAGGAACUGUAGUUUUUUAAAGCCCCUCUGCACUAGUUUGGCCAGGAGGGAUUAGACCACCCUGCAUGGUCACUGACAGAUGGAUAUCUCAUCAAACUAGUUUUCAAUUGACAUAAGAAAAGGGGGACCAUGGGGGACCAAUGGUUACCGAUAAGGCAUUGUUUGCUAUUAAGAGGGCGCAAGUAGCUGUAAGUAGUGCAAUGGGGCUUUGACCUUCAGCGAUUAUUUAGAGUGCUGCUACACAAAUGGGUUUUCAGAUUUAUGUAAGAUAAACAUGUGGAGGUGUCGUGGUAUAGUGGUUCAUUCACUUGACUCUAAAUCCAAGGGUUUAGGGUUCAAAUCCCAUCCUGGCACUAAUGUCCUUGGGAAGACAUGAAUCCACAUUUACCACUCUCCACCCAGGUGUUAAAUGGGUACCCAGAAGGAUGUAGAAGUUGUUGUGCAGAAGAAUGUGCACACAUUGUUUGUGAGCAAGCCUUAAUGUGACGACCAAGGUAGUGAUAUUGCUGUAAUACGCUCAUUCAGAGACAUUCUCAAUAUGUUAAGCACUCUUUAGCCCAGAAUAUUAUUAUCAUUGAUGUGAU
Molecule: messenger RNA, 4294 nt
Organism: Strongylocentrotus purpuratus (purple sea urchin)
Lineage: Eukaryota; Metazoa; Echinodermata; Echinoidea; Camarodonta; Strongylocentrotidae
Gene: hs2st1
Product: heparan sulfate 2-O-sulfotransferase 1
Exons: 7
Coding region: 996-2090 (364 amino acids)
Cellular component (GO): membrane
Molecular function (GO): heparan sulfate 2-sulfotransferase activity
Source: RefSeq, a predicted model, not a curated record